AUGGCCGCCGCCGCCACCGGCGGCGCUGGGGAGCCUGUGUCCGUGGACGAGCUGCUCCCCGAGCUGCUCCCGAGCGACGAGCUAGACGAGACCCUGUCGGAGAGACUCUGGGGUCUGACGGAGAUGUUCCCAGAGAGGAUCCAGUCCACGGCCGGAGCCACCUUUGAUCUCUCCCUCUUCGUGGCUCAGAAAAUUUUCAGCUCCCGGGUCCGGGCUGCCCCCAAGGCCGUGAACCCCCACUCUACUUCAAUGAUCCUGGUUCUUCCUGUUGUCUUUGAGACAGAAAAAUUGCAAAUGGAGCAACAGCAGCAGCUCCAGCAGCAGCUCCAGCAGCGGCAGAUACUUCUAGGACCUAAUACAGGGGCUGUCAGGAGGAAUGCCAGGAGCCCUACCUUUACUUCCUGGAAAAAUCUAGAUUGUUAUAUUUGA
This is a messenger RNA of Perognathus longimembris pacificus (Pacific pocket mouse), 429 nucleotides long. Its product is annotated as mitochondrial import receptor subunit TOM22 homolog. The transcript is spliced from 3 exons. Gene Ontology annotation, biological process: intracellular protein transport. NCBI's taxonomy places the organism in Eukaryota, Metazoa, Chordata, Mammalia, Rodentia, Heteromyidae. Gene Ontology annotation, cellular component: mitochondrial outer membrane. Bases 1 to 429 code for a protein of 142 amino acids. The record is from RefSeq and is a predicted model, not a curated record.